UUCAAAAUUUUUUGUUUUUCUUCACUACAGGAAAAGGAGCUGGAAAGAAUAAUGAUGCUGCAGGAGCCAAACGAGGGUCUGCACCAAACUUUACUGAAGACUGCAGGGAGGAUGGAGAGUUUAAGGGAGGAGUUUGUAAGCAGCCAAAAGCUUUUGGAGGUGGAGCUACAGAGGACAUGCAUGGAACUGAGCAACCUCACAGAAAAGUUUAAAAUACUACAUGAUAACUGCUCAUCCACACAACAAACUAAUAAUCUUUUAGAGCAAAAGCUUCAUUCAGCGGUUCAGGAUAUGGAAGACGAACGCAGAAGACUGAACCUGCGUAUAUUGGCGUUAACCAAACACCUUACCCAUAUAAAAUCAGUCCCCAGUUUGCAAACGGUUCAUGGGACGACAAUGGCAAACAAAGCAAACGAGUGUUUACAGUCAGACGAUGUUCCUCGGGGGGCUCUUCCACUCACUCCCCCUCCGGCUCAGUUCAUGGACACUCAGAACUGUGGAGAGCCCAAAGCUGCUGGGCAGGAGGAGUCUCUGGGCUCCGUUCCGGAGGAGGAGGAAUCCGACUGGUCGGAGAUGGGAGAAGAACUCCCACGAUUUAUACAAUCCGAAACACACAGAAGUCAAGUAUGGAGGCACCAAGGAGGAGGCGACAGGGAGGCGUGGUGUGAAGAAAUGGUUAGAGGUCACGCUUCUCGCCACUGGCAGGUGCCUCAUCUCCAGUUCACCAUCCACAGUGAGAUCCUGUCUGUCCCCCAAAGCGAGAACCUGUGUGACAACACGACAGGCAAGGGCCCUUACAGAAUCACCACGGGACCAAACCUGAGCUCUGCUAUCCUGAUCCGCUCAGCCAGCCUGGAGGAACUCCCUCUGGCACGCAUGCAGAAGGAGCUCAGGGGCACAGAAGCCGUGAUGGACCUGCGCCGGCCCGCAGACGAAACUGCUGAAGAUGAUCAGCGGCUCAUGCAGCACUGGAGCGUGAGCGGCGGCAGGAAUGUGACAGGAAGCAGAGUGGCGGAGACAGAGAGCAGUGCCGAGGUACUACUCAGCCACUUCCUCAGGGAGCCGCGGCCCAGCGGGGUUAAAGGUCACGGCAGCCACCAGGCAUACGGCUGGAUGGAGGAGGUGUUGCAAAGGGAGCGAACGCAACUGUGACAGAUGUGCUGAAGUAUCAAUUUUAUUUCAGAUUAAUCACACAUAAACUACACAUUUUAUUAUUCCACUGAAAUUAUACCAAAAUAUUCAGCAGUUAGUGUGGAGUUCUGUUAUUCCCAUAUCCCUGCACUCCAAAAAUAUUUCAUUCUUAGUUAAACUCUUGUCCAUGUCUUUAAAAUAAAUAAGUAAAUCACUUAUAAACUGUGAAUAUUUCAGGUGGUUGAAAUUUCAUUUUAAAAUACAGGUAUUUGUAUUGUUUUGCUGAACUUGU
Thalassophryne amazonica is the source of this 1423-nucleotide messenger RNA. RefSeq lists its product as uncharacterized. NCBI's taxonomy places the organism in Eukaryota, Metazoa, Chordata, Actinopteri, Batrachoidiformes, Batrachoididae. The transcript has 5 exons. The record is from RefSeq and is a predicted model, not a curated record. The coding region runs from base 52 to 1152 and encodes 366 amino acids.